Molecule: messenger RNA, 1104 nt
Organism: Aspergillus udagawae
Lineage: Eukaryota; Fungi; Ascomycota; Eurotiomycetes; Eurotiales; Aspergillaceae
Product: peroxidase
Exons: 3
Coding region: 1-1104 (367 amino acids)
Biological process (GO): cellular response to oxidative stress; response to reactive oxygen species; hydrogen peroxide catabolic process
Molecular function (GO): heme binding; peroxidase activity
Source: RefSeq, a predicted model, not a curated record
AUGUUGCUACCUCGAAGAACUGUUUUGCGGCCACUGGGUUUCUCGCCCAGUGGGCUUCACUUCAGACUAUGCCUGCAUAAUCAGGCUGGUUUUGUCUUUACUCAAACAAAAGCCUAUAUUUUCAAGCGCGGCUUCACCAUCGCGCCAUCUUCUGCGUCGAGUCCACACUCAAAAUGGGCUCUUCUUGGUGCUGGUGUUGCCUUGGCCGGCACCAGUGCCUUUCUCUUCAUGAGUGAAGAAAAGUUCGGCGGUAUUCAAACUAUCUUCGUUCCGUCCAAGGAAGAUUACCAAAAUGUCUACAAUGAGAUCGCCCGGCUGUUGAUUGAGAUGGAUGAGUAUGAUGAUGGGAGUUAUGGACCUGUUCUACUACGUCUUUCGUGGCAUACCAGUGGUACCUAUGAUAAAACGACCGGAACGGGAGGGAGUAACGGGGCAACGAUGAGGUUCGCGCCGGAAUCCGACCACGGCGCAAACCUGGGCUUGGUUCAUGCGCGAGAAUUUCUGGAGCCGGUCAGGAAGAUGUUCCCGUGGAUCACCUAUUCCGAUCUCUGGACGUUGGCCGGUGUCGCAGCAGUGCAAGAACUAGGGGGGCCAACGAUACCAUGGAGGCCAGGACGACAAGACGCCGACAGCACAGCUUGCCCACCAGACGGCCGUUUGCCAAUCGCUUCCAAGGGCCCACCGCACCUUCGAGCUAUAUUCUACCGCAUGGGCUUCAACGAUCGCGAGAUUGUGGCGCUCAGCGGUGCUCAUGCUCUUGGACGUGCGCACACAGACCGGACGGGAUAUGAAGGGCCCUGGGACUUUAGCCCGACAGUGUUUACGAACGAGUUCUUCCGAUUGUUGGUUGAAGAGGAGUGGCUGAAACGAGAAUGGGAUGGGCCUCUUCAAUAUACCGACAAAACUACGAAGACCCUCAUGAUGCUACCGACUGAUAUGGCUCUCAUUGAAGACGCGGAAUUCAAGCCACACGUCGAAAGAUAUGCGAGAGACAGCGAUGUCUUCUUUCAGGAAUUCACUGAUGCUUUUGUCAAACUUUUGGAGCUUGGUGUUCCAUUUAAAGGACAAGGACGUGAUCGCUGGGUGUUUGAAAGAUCUGAAUAG